AUGACAGUCUACCACAUCGUCCUCUUUCGCCUCAAGCAAGGCGUGACGUCCGCCCAACUCUCCGCCUGGAAGAACACCAGCCAGGGAAUGGUAGGCAAGAUCCCUGGCUUGAUCUCGUUACACGCGAACUCACCGUUGCCGAUUUCGGUCCCUCGGGCUAAGGGGUUUGAUUAUGGGCUUGUGGCGGUCUUGGAGUCGCCGGGGCAUGUGGAGGGGUACUCAAAGCACCCGGUGCAUUUGGAGAGCCAGAAGUUGAGGAUGGAGUUGUGUGAAGAUACAUUGGCAUACGAUUUGGAGUUUGAGCCUCCUACUAGAGAGAAGAAGGAUUGA
Molecule: messenger RNA, 330 nt
Organism: Aspergillus ruber CBS 135680
Lineage: Eukaryota; Fungi; Ascomycota; Eurotiomycetes; Eurotiales; Aspergillaceae
Exons: 3
Coding region: 1-330 (109 amino acids)
Source: RefSeq, a predicted model, not a curated record